Molecule: messenger RNA, 3391 nt
Organism: Drosophila novamexicana
Lineage: Eukaryota; Metazoa; Arthropoda; Insecta; Diptera; Drosophilidae
Gene: sktl
Product: phosphatidylinositol 4-phosphate 5-kinase type-1 alpha
Exons: 2
Coding region: 841-3312 (823 amino acids)
Biological process (GO): phosphatidylinositol metabolic process
Molecular function (GO): phosphatidylinositol kinase activity
Source: RefSeq, a predicted model, not a curated record
GCGCAACACUUCAUUCUACGAAGUUGACUCACACUGCGCGUAUGACUUGGCCAGCUGAGCUGCGGCGCUUCUACAGAAAACUGAAAUACAAAUAAAAAGAGAAACGGAAAAUCGAAGAGAUUUCACUUUGUUUUCAAUAUCAAUCGAGUGCCUAAAAAAUUGUUGUUGUUGUUGUUGUAUAUGUGCGUGCGCGAGUGAGUUUCAUAUUUUUUUUAGGGGCUGCGCGAGACGUUCGGGGUCGUCAUGCGGCUGCCGCAGUCGCUGCUACGCGAAACAUAAAAGAAAUUUGCUGUUUGCCGCUGCGCCGACGUCAUCAGACACACACACAGAGAGAGAGAGACGCACACACUCACACAGACACUGCCAGACAGUCAGUCAUUGAAAUUGUUGUUGGAUUUUUGUAAAUUAUGAAAGCAAUUUAUCAACUGGAAAUCUAACAGCAAACAGCGAAGCUGCAGCAAGAACAACGCCAACUACAACAAAACGAAACGGCGAAGAAGAAGCAAUAACAGAAAACAGAACAGAAAACAAAAAGAACGCUCUCCUCACUGAUCGCGCAGAGGCACAAGAGCUAAAAGCAGCGCAGCAGCAGAGCUGCAUUUGUGUGUGUGCGUGAAUUAAAAGAGAGAAGCAGAAUCAAAGAAUUCGCAGCGCUCAGCAGACGAGCUGGAGCGCUAGACGAGACCACUCACUACCAACACAAGCGCAGCAACAGCGACUUGUUGCUCACUCACACACACACUCGUACACAGGCACGCUUUAUACGAAAACGUUGUGUUGUUGUGUGCGUGCGUUUGACCUUUGGCGGCGGCGUUUCCCCCAGAGCAUUUUUGUGUCAAAAUGGAGACACACAUCCAGCUGGAGCUGCAGCCCCUCGACAAGCAGCACACCAGCAGCAAGGAUCAAGCCGAUCACACGGAGGAGCAACUGGAGCAGCUGCAGCCGCUCCUCCUGACCCCCAACAACAACAACAACAACAACAACAGCAGCAACAGUCCGGCUCAGCGUUUGCCGUCGAGCAGCUCGGGCAAUUCAAUUCAUGAACAGGUGCAGCAGCAGGUGCUGCCCGCAUUGCCGCCCAGCACGCCGACCAUGCCCCACCAGACGCCGCUGGCCGGCACCUCGCGGCAACUGUUCAAGGAGGCGGCAGCGGCGCACGGAGGGCUGGACUCGCUGGCCUUGGUGCAGCAGGAGCAGAACUAUAUUGCGGCCACACAGCUGCCCAAGGUGUAUAGCGAUGGCUCGAUGGCACCGGAUGCGAGUGUUUCCAGGAAUCCCUCGACUACCGGCGGCCGGCACGAGAAGAAGAUCGGGCAUCGGCGGGUCGCCGAGGGCGGCGAGGUCACCUACAAGAAGAUCCAGUCGAAACAGAUAAUGGGCUCCAUACAGCUGGGCAUACAGCAUACGGUCGGCAGCCUGGCCAAUAAGCCGAAGCGGGAUCUGUUGAUGAACGAUUUCUGGGAAAUGGAAACGAUUGCCUUUCCGCCGGAUGGCUCCUCCCUGACGCCGGCGCAUCACUACAGCGACUUCCGGUUCAAGGUUUAUGCACCGAUAGCUUUUCGUUAUUUCCGCGAUUUGUUUCACAUCGAACCGGAUGACUUUCUCAUGUCGAUGUGUGCGUCCCCGAUGCGCGAGCUGUCCAAUCCGGGCGCCUCGGGCUCCAUAUUCUAUCUGACCGACGACGACGAGUUCAUCAUCAAGACGGUGCAGAAGAAAGAGUGCGAAUUCCUGCAGAAACUGCUGCCCGGCUACUAUAUGAAUCUCUCCCAGAAUCCGCGCACUUUGCUGCCCAAGUUCUUUGGCCUUUACUGCUUCCACUACAACUCGAAGAAUGUGCGUCUGGUGGCGAUGAACAAUCUGCUGCCGUCGGACAUUAAGAUGCACGCCAAAUACGAUCUGAAGGGUUCAACGUUUAGGCGCAAGGCCUCCAAGGCGGAGCGCCAGAAGGCGAGUCCCACCUUCAAGGAUCUCGACUUUGCCGAGCAUCAUCCGAAUGGCAUUUUCCUGGAGGCGGACACCUAUACGGCGCUGAUGAACACCAUCAAGCGGGAUUGCAUGGUGCUCGAGAGUUUCCAGAUCAUGGACUAUUCCCUGCUGGUGGGCAUACACAAUCUGGACAUUGCCGCCAAGGAGAAGCGCGAGGAGCGCAUCCGUAACGCGCGCGCCAAGCUGCAGCGACGCGAGGGCGGCAGCGGAGCCGGCAAUGUGGCACCUCUCGCCACGGACGAUGAUGCGCCCGAGGCGGAUCAGGUGAAUCAGCUGCAGCCGGUCUCCUCUUACGCUUCCAUACCGGGCACCUCGGCGGCGGGACUGAAUCGCACGCGCAGCAUGAAUCGUCAGCGUCUGGUGGCACAUUCCACGGCCAUGGAAUCGAUUACCGCCGAUCUGGAUGCAACGCUCGAGGAGGGCGUGGACGAGCCCAAGGGCGGCAUACCAGCGCGCUCGGAGAACGACGAACGUCUGAUGCUCUACAUUGGCAUCAUCGACAUCCUGCAGUCGUAUCGGCUGGAGAAGAAACUGGAGCACACAUUCAAAAGCAUAUUGUAUAAUGGCGAUACGGUGUCCGUGUGCCGGCCCUCGUUCUAUGCGAAGCGCUUCCAGGACGCGAUGGCCAAGCAGGUGUUCAAGAAGACGCCCACAUUUCCGCUCAAACAUUCCCCAUCCAAGCGCAAGACAUCCGCCACCCAGCUGCGCAGCCCGCUCACCCGCACGCCCCUGGCUCCGGCCACGCCCGCCAACAGCGGAAGUGGAGCGGCACGUCCCGUUGCAUUGAACAUGCUGUCGGGCAUGUCGACACCGCCGCCCGCCUUCGAUGACAUCUCCGAGGAGGACAUCACCGCCGGUGCCUCGACCACAACGCUGCAGCAGCGCCAGAGUCACGGGCACAUGUUGCCGCAGCCGCGCCUGCAGUCGCCCUACUCCUACGACAGUUCGAUGCGCAGCAGCAGCGCCCUGACCAGCGACUACAGCGACGACGAGGAGUCCAAUGCGGGUCAGGCUCGCCUCCAGCUGCAGCCGGAUCAGCGCAACGGACUCGCGCUGGGCAGUACGAGCGACAAUCGCGCAGCCUCGCUGCAGCGCGCUCUGCACCUGACCAAGACCACGGUGCAGGUGACCACGGUCGGUUAUGUCGAACAGAAGAAGGAGCAGACGGAGCUGCAGGUGCUAGAGCUAGAGCUGGAGCCGGAGCCGGAGACGGAGCCACUCGCAAAUGGCAAGCCGGGCAGCGUGUUGCAUGCCACAAACAAAACAAAACAAAUCCAGGCGCACAGCUACACGUCCACGCUGAUGCUCAAAGCGGCGCCCGAAUAGCAUAUACACAAAUCCAUAUAUAUAUAUAUAUACUCCAUAUCCACACAUUGGUGCUGGCUUUCACUUAAACUCCCCCCCU